Messenger RNA from Exaiptasia diaphana, 1758 nucleotides. RefSeq lists its product as uncharacterized. Lineage: Eukaryota; Metazoa; Cnidaria; Anthozoa; Actiniaria; Aiptasiidae. The record is from RefSeq and is a predicted model, not a curated record. Gene Ontology annotation, cellular component: membrane. The transcript is spliced from 3 exons. The coding region runs from base 10 to 1758 and encodes 582 amino acids.
AAUUUAAAGAUGGACCUGGAAUUGGCUCCAAGAGACAAAGACGCGGAAGAAGUUUCAACGCCGAGGGCUGUCGCCAAAAAGACCACAAACAAGCAUGUCGCUGUAACAAGAUUGCUUUUACUCGCCCAUCUUUUUCAUAUAUGCAUUGAAUAUUCACUUCACAGAGUUGCGGAGUUAUUUACUAGAAAAGGACUUAUAUCUUUUGUCCUUUCGUUUCUUCUGUGCGGAGCACUAUGUCUUGGGUUCUUAAGAAAGCCCAACAUUUUACGCCCCCCUGAUCUCUAUCAAUCUGAAAGUACGCAGUGGAACAGAGACCAUCAUGACGCGAGAAAAGCAUUUCCAUCCAUAGAUUCGUGGAAAGUUUAUAUCAACAUAAAAUCAAAGUCUGGAGACAGCGUUGUCAGCGCUGGGUGUUUGAAUGAUAUAGCCUGGAUCCAUAGCAUGAUCACUAAUGACAGUUUUUACAAACAAAAUUGUAUCACAUCUGGAAUUAAAGACGAAAGCUGUAUGACAUAUAAUCCUCUGUUACUUCAAGGACUGAAUCAGAAAGACUUUGAAAUUGUUACCGGAUUUAACAAGAAUCAAUCCGAACAGGCUUUUGGAAGAGUUUUCCGCUACCACGAAGCCCUCUUUUUCUACAACAUUUCUUUGAAACAGAAYAUCUUCGUUGGAGGGGUUGUCUCGACAUACUUUAUUCAAAAGCCAGACAACAAUCAAGCAAGAACUAAAAUCAAGAGCUGGAUUAAGAACAUGACGUUGCAUUUGAAGGAAGAGAAGAAACGGCUGCAGUGUGUUGAUCUUGACAUCCUUGAAACCAGUAAUGCUGAGGACAAAKUAUGGGAAGUGCUACUUCUUCAAUCUACACCUGUACUUUACUCCCUUCCUGUGUUCCUCAUUGUGGGGUUUUUCUUUACCGUGAUCAUACCUCGGUGUCUCACAUCUCUUGUUGUCUUUCCUCUUUUUCUGGUAUCCACUCUGGUUGGCAUGGUUUGUGCAUUUUCCAUUUACAACCUUUUAGGACUACUUUUUAACGAGAUACUCUUUCUUGUACCUUGUCUAUUGUUCCCAAAGGCUUUCAUUGACUCGCUAUUGCUUGUAAAAGCAUUCGAUAAAACUGCUCAUUUACCUUCUGCAAAACGGCGCGCAACUGUYAGUCUAAGCGAAGGAGGCAUGGUUGUAACAACCACUUUUGUGAGCAAUAUUCUUCUUUUUGGUAUUCCAAUUUGGUCUUCCUUCAGAGGCAUCUCUCAUGUACUGGCGCUAACGCUUCUCACUGUUAUAGCAACUUACAUUACCACACUUUUCUUGUUCUUUGGUGCUAUCCUUUUGAUUACUCGCAAAUGUACAGAAAAAGAUACUUUGUUUCGCUGUUUAUCUAAACAAAAAUCACGACGUCAUGAGUACAAAAGAUUCAUGAAGUCUUGGGUGAACUUUUUGAAAACAAUCCCAGCAAAAGUACUUUUUACAUUGGUAAUAGUAGGCAUUAUUGCUUUUAUUACUUAUGUCUUUGCAACAAAGCCUGGACGGUUUAACCCUGUGGAUACGUUUAUCAAAGAAUCAGAUGUACUGAACAGUUUAGAGGAAAGGAGAAUCRAGAUUUUGGAAGACGAUAUAUCAGUUGUUUUCAAAGGAGUUAAUUACACACGUCCUUCUACAAGAACCGAUUUGACUGACUUCAACAACCAGCUGGAAAACAGUUUAAAUAUAAACACGUUGACAGGAAACUGUUUUAUAAUCGAUUUACAGAGAACAUUCUGA